UUGUACAUCAAAAGAGUAAACGCAAAAUGGGCUGUACCAUGCAGAUGUUUAUUUGUCUGUUGGGCUGUCUUUUCUUAACAGUUGAGUUGCGCGCCACCUGCUGUAAAAAUUAUGGAGAAGUAAAAUCGGCAAUCAACGAGUGCGAGGAAGAAGCUAAAUCGAUGGAAGGUAAAUAUAAGGACAGUAAAAAUCAAAUUUGUUAUGGAUUAAUUUGCGUGGUCAAAAAAUGGGGAUUGUUGGAGAAUGGAACGUUCAACGUAAAAAAAGAGGAAAUGCUUUUUAAAAAGAUAUUCCCAGAGGCCAGUGCAGGCGUGACGUCAAAGUUACUCGAAUGCAGUGCAGCAGCUAUCGACGAGAAGGACGAAUGUCAGGUGUUGGUGAAAACGUACAAUUGCUUGUUCGACAGUAGCGACCAUCGAAUGGAAAUCGACGCGCUUAUCCAGAAACGCGAAGACGAACACAACUAGACGAGCUCAACACUUCGUCAAAAACUCCGCACCGUGGAUGUACGUACGAUACAUAACAAUAUGUACUAUUUGUCUUGAAGAUUCAUUAAACGAUCAAUAAAUCGUAAAACUCGACGAA
Molecule: messenger RNA, 585 nt
Organism: Copidosoma floridanum
Lineage: Eukaryota; Metazoa; Arthropoda; Insecta; Hymenoptera; Encyrtidae
Molecular function (GO): odorant binding
Source: RefSeq, a predicted model, not a curated record